AAUGGCAUAUUGUCAUAUGCUGGCCGGGAAUGAUGAAUUUUACAGCAUGAGUUGGUUUGUCUGUAUUUUCCGGGUUUGUUUUGAUUAAGUGAUCCGAAAAUAUUGUAAAAUGGGAGUAACUGGCCUGUGGAAGCUGAUCGAAUCAUCGGGGCAACCUGUUCCAGUCGAAACGUUGGAAAACAAAGUCCUGGCUAUAGAUAUUUCGAUUUGGCUCCACCAAGUGGUAAAAGGCUUUCAAGAUAAUAAAGGUGGAAGCCUUCCAAAUGCCCACUUACUUGGUUUAUUUCAUCGCCUUUGUAAACUUCUUUAUUAUCGUGUGAAACCAGUGUUUGUGUUCGAUGGGGGUGUUCCGCAGUUAAAAAGGGAAACAAUGGCGAAACGUUCGCAAAGUCGAAGUAAACUCUAUACUGAAGCAGAUCGUCUGCAGGAUAUGAUAUUGCAAAAUCUGGUCCGUGAUAAGGCCGUUCAGAAAGCUCUUGGUCAGGAUGUUUGUGAAGCUUUGAUUUCACCAUCGAAGCAAAAACCGGAAGCGCAAAAGCCCAGUAGGGAUGAUAUGUUCAAACUACCUUCUUUGCCAAACGAAAAAAAUGGAGUAGAUGAAAGCAGUGCAAAUAGUUCUCUUUACUCAGAUUCUACGUCGUCUGAUGCAGAUAGUUCGUUUGAUGAGAAAAAUCCGCGAUACUCAUAUCAGACUAACUUGCAGGCUAUCGAUGUUAACAGUGUUCAUUUUAAAAAUCUUCCAGCAGACGUUCGGCACGAAAUCCUCACUGAUAUCAAAGAAACACGUAAACAAUCGUCAUGGGGUCGACUGCAUGAGUUACCCGCUGGGGCCAAUGAUUUCAGUGGAUUUCAAAUGAAGCGCUUAUUGAAACGGCGUCAGGUUCAAGUCAGUCUCGAGGAAGCCGAGAAACAAAUGGAGGGAAGAUCUUUAACGUUGGCAGAACUCGAGGCGCUUAUGAGUGAAGAAGGCAUACUAAGAGCAUCAGAUUCGAAUGCGACGAAGCGAAUUGCUUCGGACGAGAAUACACGAUUUCUGCUUGUGAAAGACCUCAAAAAAGCAAUGGAAACCGCCCAGAAGGAGGCCAAGGAAGAAGAAAUGAAAAAGGAAACUAAAGAAGAAGCUGAGGGAAAGAAUUCCGAGGAAAUAUUAGGUGAAGAGUAUGAAACGGAUUUGCAGAAAGCUAUCGAGAUGUCUCUGGACUCCACACAAGUGUACAAGGACGAUGAUUACAAUUAUGAUGCGCAAGUAAAGUUGAACAAAGUGCAACAGCGUGAGUUGAAAGUCGCGGCAAAUUCUUUAGCUCGGGCUUACAUGUUGGAGUAUGGAGGAAUGAAUGAUGAAGAUAUCCAAAGUUUAAUGCACGGCGGGAUCAAUGAUUCAACACAGACUGAUGACUUGCAAUCAUCGUUUAACUUUCAGCACAAUGACCGUUUCAUUACAAAGGGAGAAAUAUGUACGCCAUAUAAGGAUUUGCCAGGGAUUCAAAAGAUUAGUAAAAACAGUAAGCCGGAAGUGAGCGUAAAUUCGGACGAAGUUCAGUACAUAUCAAGCAGCUCAGAUGAUUCGGACUUGGAAAUUGUUGAUGAUGUCACGGAUUCUUCUAGGCCCAGUAUUGAAAUUUUAGUCAAUCCAGCAUGCGCGGCCGAAGAUGAUUUAUUUGCUGAUAUUUUUGAGAAAGAAACCGAAAAUGUAAAUGAAGCUGACCCAUUAAUACACACAUCUGACGAAAAAAAGGAAGUAGAUACAGAAAUUAAUCAAUUGCCAAAACAAGUAACACAACAAGGUAAUCUCAAACCAUCGACCGACUUGAAAAGCAAUUCCACAAAACAUAUAUUGGAUGAAUUAAAUGAAGAAAUUAAACAGGUUUCUUCGAUAACAUUAGAUGUAAUUGGGGAGAAUAUUAAACCUUUGGAAACACUAGCAAAAGAGGAUGUGUUCCCCCAAAAUGAAACUUCUAAUAAAAAAGAGGUUCAGCUCGGAGGGAAUUUCACCAAAUCGGCUUGUGAAUGCAUGAAUGAAACAGAAACUGGUACUGCGAAAACUAGUGAAUAUGAAGGCGAGAAAAGUGGCAAUGCAUGUAAGAGAAGUGAUAUAACUCAAUUGAAAGAAGGCGUAGAAAAUGUUGAAACCCAAUGCAUGGAAAAUUUGAAUGCCCCAACGACGAAAGAAUCAGUUCUUACCCAAACUAAGAUCUCAACUGAAAACAUUUCCAACUUGCCACUGACUGAUGUUAAUAGCAAAGCAGAUUUAGGUAAAAUCCGGCCCAAUCUCGAGGAAAUAUUACAAUGCGUAAAGCAACAAUCCUCAGAAGCUGCCAAUAUUUCUCUAGAUGAUAUAAAACCCUCUGUAAAAACCAGUGGCAUGAGCAUCAAUUUAGGAGACAACGACAUUGAAAAUAUCUCUAAAAAAACUCUGAAAUCGGACGAGUUUGAAAAAUGCAUAAAUACAGUUGAUGAAAUCAUUGAAAUUCCCGACGAUAACGCUGGAAUACGAACUCCUUCAAAGUCAUCUGGAGCACAAAGUUCAAUUGAUAACUUUUUUGAAACAAAAUUUACUAUCAAGAGAACCCCUGAUAAGGCGGCAGAACGGGAAAAUAGUCCGCCUCCACCUAAAGUUACAUCUCCGUUUUUCGUGAACAAAAAGUCAGGGGGUAGUAGCGGGAGAAAACGUCGCUCUCCGAAUAGUGACGACGGAACGUCUAGAAAUCCAAAGGUCGCUAAACAAUUAUUCGAUCAUUCUGCGGAGAAAGAGGAAGUGGAUGAUGAUAUUAAACCCUUAACUGAAGAUCCAUCUGUAGAUUUAUUAGAGGAAGUAGCGUUGGCUCUUAAGGAAAACAAAUCUCAAUCGGAACUAGCAAAUAUUGCAGGCGAUAUUCGCGAGGAAAACGUAGCUCUUGAAAUGGAACGGAAUAAACAAAGUCGCAUGGCGACUUCAAUAACAGAUAAAAUGGCUGCAGACUGUCAACAACUGUUGCGCCUCUUUGGGAUCCCGUAUGUUGUUGCCCCGAUGGAAGCUGAAGCGCAAUGUGCGUUUCUGGAUGCAAUCAAACUAACAGACGGCACCAUUACAGAUGAUAGUGAUAUUUGGUUGUUUGGUGGAUGUACAGUCUACAAAAACUUCUUCAAUCAAAAGAAACAUGUUUUAGAGUUCAAAAUGGAGAAUAUUGAGAAACUAUAUAGUUUGAAUCGACAUAAAUUGAUACAAUUGGCUAUAUUAGUUGGAAGUGAUUACACAACUGGAGUGAAUGGUAUUGGAGCCGUUACAGCUAUCGAGAUACUUGCGAAUUUCCCAAUUACUCCAAUAAAAGAAGGGGAAACUACAGAAAAUAUGUCAGUACUUUCGUCACUGAGAAAAUUUCGUGACUGGUGGAAAACUUGCAAAACUGCACUUUCUUCCGGCCGUAGUGCACUUCGAAGCAAAUUGAAAAAUGUCCAGCUAAACGAGGGAUUCCCCAAUAUGAAUAUUGUUGACGCCUACCUUCAUCCAAGAAUCGAUGGAAGUCGUGCCCGUUUUGUAUGGGGCGAACCAGAUGUUGAAACAAUUCGUGAAUUUGCCAAAACUAAAUUUGGAUGGACUCGAACUAAAACCGAUGAAAUACUUCAGCCAGUUUUAAAGAGACUCAAAGAGCGCAAAACGCAAGCAACAAUAAAAAAUUAUUUUUCUGUAAAAAGUGCUACAACUGUACGAGAGCUGAAAGUGAGCAAGCGCGUACAAAAAGCAAUAGAUAAAAUGUCCGGGGAUUAUGUGGAUAGUCCUUCACCUAAAAUGAAAGAACGAAAACGCCGGAAAAAAAGCGCUGAUACUGAAGCGUCUACAGUAGAUGAAGUUAAGGCAAAAGAGAAACCAGGAGCGCGAAAACGCCGAACAAAAUUAACCCAGGGUGAAGUCGAGGGCAAGGAUGAAUUACUAGCAGACGAUCCUAAGGUCGAGGCAACCAAAAGUGUAAUUAUUCCAAAGAAAGUAGCCAAAAAAUCUCCCAAUAUUCCCAAUCCUAAACAACCAAUACCGCAACGCGAGAAAGAUAAAAAAGAUAUGGAGCUAAGGAAGGAAAAAGCAAUCGAAAUUUUCCAAAAGAAAAAGUAACCAAAAGAGAUAAAUUGGCUUAUCCAGAUGAGUUUUGUGGAAGAGAUUAAUCGAGCAAAUAUAAUAUUUAAAAAAUUAUAAGUAGGUUAAGUUGAAUUGGAAUAAAAUGUUGAAAGGAAAUUGAAAGAAAAACCUGUACAAGGAUCUCAU
This is a messenger RNA of Hermetia illucens (black soldier fly), 4234 nucleotides long. It is a transcript of the gene mus201, whose product is annotated as DNA repair protein complementing XP-G cells homolog. Gene Ontology annotation, biological process: nucleotide-excision repair. Gene Ontology annotation, cellular component: nucleus. The transcript is spliced from 6 exons. NCBI's taxonomy places the organism in Eukaryota, Metazoa, Arthropoda, Insecta, Diptera, Stratiomyidae. Bases 110 to 4084 code for a protein of 1324 amino acids. Gene Ontology annotation, molecular function: DNA endonuclease activity; single-stranded DNA binding. The record is from RefSeq and is a predicted model, not a curated record.